Dicentrarchus labrax (European seabass) is the source of this 3573-nucleotide messenger RNA. RefSeq names its product extracellular calcium-sensing receptor-like. Gene Ontology annotation, biological process: G protein-coupled receptor signaling pathway. The transcript has 11 exons. Gene Ontology annotation, molecular function: G protein-coupled receptor activity. Bases 66 to 3059 code for a protein of 997 amino acids. The record is from RefSeq and is a predicted model, not a curated record. Gene Ontology annotation, cellular component: membrane. NCBI's taxonomy places the organism in Eukaryota, Metazoa, Chordata, Actinopteri, Moronidae.
GUACUUCAUUAUCCUUUCAGAGACUCUGUUGGAGAACCAUCGUCUCCAGCACACACACUGUCUUUAUGGGGUCUAUAUGGACACUGCAUUCAAGCCUUGUUGGGGCAUCACCCUGGCUGCUUCUUGGGGCAUUGUUUAUCUUUCUUUUUCCAGUGUUCUCUGAUGUUCGUAAAUAUGCAAAGGAAAGGAAAGAACUACGUUUAGAGAGAGGUGUGGUGAAAGAAGAAGAGACUGGUUUGGGGAUAGAGGGAGUGAGUGGUGUUGCUUCUAGCUUACCUCAAUGUGCGAAACUGACAGACAGUGAGCCUCUGGCCCUGCAGUCUGGGGGGGAUGUUGUGAUUGGAGGGUUUUUCCCUCUUCAUUAUGUGGCCCCUAAACCACAGCACAGUUACCGCAGCAAACCUCAGCUCACACCUUGCACGAGCUUUGACCACAGAGCCUUCCGCUGGAUGAUGACCAUGGUGUUUGCAGUGGAGGAAAUUAACCGUAAUUCAAGCCUAUUACCAGGUGUUAAACUAGGCUACCGGUUAUUGGACAGCUGUGACCAUAUCCACACCAGCCUGCAAGCUCUUUUCUCUUUAGUCACUCACUCUACAGCAGUGAUGAGUGAGGUGACACAAAUGGAAGAAACUGAAAAAAGAUUAGAUAUGGUAAAGGACAGAGAUACUAAAAUGGAGGGACUAAAGAUAGAAAACACAACAAAGGAUAUGAUGCUGACCACAGUCAGAAAGAGAGAUGCUGAAAUUAGUAGUGCAUUGCCUCACAGUCUUGAAAGAAAUGGGAAUUGCAUUAAGGAAAAUGUAACAGAGGAGAGAAUGGAUUGGAGUACACAAUCUGAAACUUUGCCCUCAUGUCUGUCUGAUUCUCCUGUGCCUGCUGUGAUCGGUCUUGCAUCUUCUUCCCCUACAAGAGCUGUAGCUCAGACGCUUGGCCCUUUCAACCUCCCACUGGUGAGUUAUUUUGCCACUUGUACGUGCCUUACUGACAAGCGUAUGUACCCGUCAUUCUUGCGGACCGUGCCGAGUGAUCUCUUUCAAGUUAGAGGUCUUGUUCAGCUGGUCACCUUCUUAGGCUGGUUCUGGGUGGGCACAAUAGAGACCACGGAUGACUACAGUCACUAUGGAAUCCAAGCAUUCACUAAUCAGUUUAAACAACAAGGUGGGUGUCUGGCAUUUCAUCUGACUAUCCCCAAAUCACCCACCGCGGCUGAAAUACAAGAAAUGGCAGACAGGCUGCAGAGUUCAACCGCACAGGUAGUGGUGGUCUUUGCUUCAGAGGUACAGCUGCUGGAACUACUGUUAGAGUUGGUUCAGAGAAAUGUGACGGGGAUCCAGUGGGUAGCUAGUGAAUCCUGGGUGGCCGCUAGCGUGCUGACUUCACCCCACUUUCACCCUCUCUUAGAGGGCACACUGGGCUUCUCUUUCCCUGGAGUUAGUAUUCCCGGCUUAAAAGAGUUUUUGUUGAAUGUCCGGCCUUCUCCCAAACCUGGGAUGGAAUUUGUCAACAUGUUCUGGGAAGAGCUGUUUGGCUGUAGGCUUGAGUUUAGUUCAGACUCUCAAAACAAUUCAACAUACAGCACAUUCAAGGCAUCAGAUGAUGAAAAGCCUAUAUGCACUGGUUCAGAGGAUCUGAGGUACACUGACAGCAGUUAUACUGAUGUAGCUCAGGUCAGAAUAUCCUAUAACGUGUAUAAAGCUGUAUACGCAAUCGCCCAUGCUCUGCACACUUUAUUGAACUGUGGUUCUGCAGGAUAUGAGGGACUGUGUGAGAAACAUAAAUCAUUUACUACUAGUCAGUUACUGCAUCAUCUGAAGAUGGUAAAUUUCACCAACCAGUUUGAAGAGAAAGUAUAUUUUGACUCCAACGGAGAGCCGGUCCCCCUCUAUGAUAUCAUUAACUGGCAGAAGGACGGCAAGGGUGAAAUCAGAUUUGUGAAAGUGGGAAGCUAUGAUGGCUCGGCUCCAAUGAAACAACAGCUGCAGAUGGAGCAGAGCACCAUUGUAUGGACAAAAGGACAGUCACAGGUGCCUGUAUCUCAAUGUAGCGCUCCAUGCUCCCCUGGCAGCCGGCAGGCCAGAUAUCCAGGAAAGCCCCACUGCUGCUUUGAUUGUUUGCCUUGUGCAGAGGGAGAGAUAAGCAACCAGACUGGUUCCACAGAGUGCACAAAAUGUCCUGAGUACUACUGGUCAGACAAAGACAAGGUGAAAUGUGUGGCUGGGGUUGAAGAAUUCCUGUCUUUCUACGACACCAUGGGCAUCAUCCUGGUUGCACUCACACUGCUGGGUGUCAUCCUGACAACCGUCAUCACUAGUGUCUUUCACCGUUUCCGCUCCACACCGAUUGUCAAGGCCAACAACUCAGAAAUAAGUUUCUUACUUCUCCUGUCGCUCAAGCUCUGCUUCCUGUGUUCCCUGGUGUUCAUUGGCCAGCCAUCUGUGUGGACAUGUAGGCUCCGCCAGGCGGCAUUUGGGAUCAGCUUUGUCCUCUGUCUGUCCUGCCUCCUUGUUAAGACCAUUGUGGUUCUCUUGGCCUUCCGGGCUAGUGCACCUGGUUCCAGAGCUGUGAAGCUGUUUGGUCCCUCUCAACAGAGGACUUUAAUCCUGUGCACCACAGCUCCUCAGGUUUGUGUCUGUGCUGGCUGGCUGUCGGGCGCAUCUCCCUUCCCAUUCAGGAACCCAACCUACCAAGCCUCAACUGGAAAAAUUGUUGUGGAGUGUAAGGAACCAUGGCCUCCUGGCUUUUAUCUGGUCCUGGGCUACAUUGGCCUAUUGGCCUUCCUCUGCCUCCUCCUCGCGUUCCUCGGACGCAAGCUACCUGAUACAUUCAAUGAGGCCAAGCUCAUCACCUUCAGCAUGCUGAUCUUCUGGGCCGUGUGGAUCUCUUUCAUCCCAGCUUAUGUCAGCUCUCCUGGGAAGUUCACUGUGGCUGUGGAAGUAUUUGCUAUAUUAGCCUCCAGUUUUGGACUGUUACUGUGUAUUUUUGUGCCCAAAUGUUACAUAAUUUUACUGCGGCCUGAGAGAAACAUUAAGAAAGGAAUGACUGGGAAACAUCUCAAAUGAACUCAGCAUUUAUGACGAGGGUCAUUUUAAGUGGCUGUCUGGCAAAGCAUGCUUUUUAAUUUGAAAUUGUAAUUAGAAAAUAAUUUAGAAUUUUUUUUAUGAUGAAACAAAAAUAAAAUGCCACAUGAAACAUGUUUCAAUAAUAUUAUUUUAAUACUACGCUUCAAGUGAGGACCUAACUGAAAGUUUCCCUCUUACUGUAAAUUAAUAUGAGUGAAUUCCUAUAACUGCAUUAAUAAAAUGUAUAAGCUCUAUAUACAAUGUGGUGUCAGUACUAUCUGGAGUAUCUGUGUGCAGUUAUUUCCCUUCAACUCUGGAAACAGUGUCACAGGUUUCUGGAGACGUGCCUUUGCAAACGACAUAGUUACCACUGUGUAUGUAAGUGUAAAUCUGGUAUGGAAUUUACAUAAUUAAUAAUAAAUGACAAUUAAUGAUUUUAUUUUUCAUCAAUGACCAACUUUGCAUGGCAGUGACACAAAGGAUUGUGCCAUGACUGCAAUUAAGCUAAGCAAUG